UCCCAGGGAGCAGCCAUGAAGAGAGACGUGGUGCAGAACCUGAUCCCCUUGCUCUGUCUCGUGCUGGUCGCCGGUGCGGCUGCAGAGGAGGAGAACACCUGCCCAGAGGUGAGCAUCGUGGGCCUGGGCGGAAAUGAGAAGCUGGCCAUCCUCAGGGGGUGCCCCGGGGCCCCUGGUGCGCCAGGACUCCGGGGUCCUCCAGGUGCUGUUGGUGCAAGAGGCGAGAGCGGACCUCCGGGAAUCCCAGGAAAGGCCGGCCCGCCGGGGGUGAAAGGAGAGAAGGGAGAAACAGGCGCUCCUGGAGAGAAAGGCGACAGAGGAGACCCAGGGCCCCUAGGACAAAUAGGAGAGAAAGAGCUGAAUGAGAUCCAGUGUAAGCAAGGCCCAAAGAACUGCAAAGAGCUCCUGGCCAAGGGAGUGGUCCUGAGCGGCUGGUACACCAUCUACCCACAGGACUGCACGCCGCUGACGGUGCUGUGUGACAUGGACACCGAUGGAGGCGGGUGGAUUGUCUUCCAGAAGCGGGUGGACGGCUCUGUGGAUUUCUAUCGGGAUUGGAGUGCUUACAAGAGAGGGUUUGGAAGCCGGCUUGCUGGAUUCUGGUUGGGGAAUGACAACAUCCACCUGUUGAGCAGUUUAGGAGAGAACGAGCUGCGUGUGGAUCUCACCGAUUUCGACAAUCAACACACAUUCGCCACAUAUCAGUCCUUCAGGAUUGCAGCAGAAACGGAUCAAUACAGGCUGGCACUCGGAAGCUUCCUUGAGGGCACUGCAGGCGAUUCCCUCUCCGGCCACAACAGCAUGCCUUUCUCCACCAAAGACCGGCAGCAAGACCCGAGCAACAGCCAAUGCGCGGUGACCUACAAGGGGGCCUGGUGGUACAACGCUUGCCACACCUCCAACCUCAAUGGGAUCUACUGGCUGGGGGCACACAGCACUUUUGCUGACGGGGUGAACUGGCAGACUGGCAAAGGGUACUACUAUUCCUACAAGCGCUCAGAAAUGAAAUUCAGGCCCCGGGCUUAGUCGGGAUGGAGUAGCUUCCAUUGCUGAGCCAUAACUACGGUAGGGCCGUUCACACGAUCGGUAUCUGGGUCGGGGAUGCUUCCUAACCAAGUUCGUUAUGUGUGUGCUCCUGUUUUGUGAUUGUGUGUGAGUGGGGGAGCUGAUCUUCCGGUAGCGAGCAUGAAUUGUCCCCCUUUGCCAAGCAGGGUCUGCCCUGGUUUGCAUUUGAAUGGGAGACUACAUGUGUGAACACUGUGAGAGCCCCACCCUGUAGGGGAUGAGGCCCCUCUGGGAGGAACAUCUGCCUGCUUGCAUGCAGAAGGUUCCAAGUCCCCACCUCCCCGGCCAGCAGCAUCUCCAAGAGAGGGCUGAGAGAGAUUCCUGCCUGCAACCUUGGGGAAGCCGCUGCCAGUCUGUGAAGACAAUACUGAGCGAGGUGGACCAAGGGACUGACUCCGUAUAUGGCAGCUUCCUAUGUUAAUAUGAGUGUAAAACAACCUGGGAAGCAAGGAGCUUGACCACUUGCCAAGUUGGAGACCCAAGACAGCUGGAGACCCAAGAUUUGAGAGCCGCGGUGGGGUGUGUGUGUGUGUGUGCUUGUCCCUACCUACCCAGAGCUUAGCACACGAUCAAGUUCCCUUUGGACUCGCAGAAGACGGGAUAUGCCCAACUCCGAGACCCGGGUAGGAUCCAUCCAGUGACCCUGUAAGCAGGGAUUCCCAGAUGUUGUGGACUACAACUCCCAUAAUCCCCAGCCAAAGGCCAGUACAGCUGAAGAUGCUGGGAGUUGUAGUCAACAACAUUUGGGAACCCAUGUGGAACUCUGGGUCCAUCUCCUAGCCAAGUUCCGAUCGUGUGAACUGCCCUUGUAUCUCCGUGGGUGCCCUAGAUUCAAGGAUGCAGAGUGAACCCUUCUGCCUCUCCUUUCACUGCAAUGGGGUCUACUCAGGAGGAGGACUCCCCAACGGCCCGUCCACCGUACAAAUCGGCACAAGGGGAGGCAACCCGGAAAUCCCAACCACAUCAGCCCCAACCACAUCAGCAAUGCUGAGUCGGCACCAACACGCAAGAGGUUGAUAA
Hemicordylus capensis (graceful crag lizard) is the source of this 2085-nucleotide messenger RNA. RefSeq names its product ficolin-2-like. The transcript is spliced from 10 exons. NCBI's taxonomy places the organism in Eukaryota, Metazoa, Chordata, Lepidosauria, Squamata, Cordylidae. Bases 16 to 1026 code for a protein of 336 amino acids. The record is from RefSeq and is a predicted model, not a curated record.